AUGGCAGCAUGCAACGAGGGUUUUCGCACCGGCUGCGGUCUGACUGCAACCCUCGAGGUGGAUCAGAUCCCGUUUACACAGCAUAAAGUUGCAGGGUUGAAGCCGAGAGGUGGAUUGAGACCUGCAAUUCUGGUGGAUUCAAGCGGCGGCUUCAACCCGGCUUCAAUCCUCACUGGGAUCCCGUUUACACACAUAAAACUGCAGGCUUCAACCCGGCUUCAAUCCCCUCGCGGCUUCAAGCCGGCUUCAACCCUCGAUGCGGAACACUGUGUAAACACGUACCCUGAUGCCACCAUGCCUGUGUCUCUUGGUGAAUGGCGUGUCAGGAUUGGCACGUUCAUGCGACGUCGGAGGAAAGAAUACGACUACCACUACUUUUGGAGGAAACUUCACAACUUAAUGAAAAAAGCCAAGAAUGCUGAGCCACCCAAAGAAAACAACAACCCUGAGUGUAACAUCUCAUCUCGCACUGGCUCUUCUCCCGAUGCGAAUAGAUCUCCAAGUUACAAGGCCCGUCAGUCUGCAUCUUCUGCUCAAACAGGGUCUUCACGUGACGUCAACAAUGGCAACGGUAACGCAAGCUCACCGACUCUCUCACAAUCUGACGGCCCAAAGUGUGAUACUGUCAGGGAGAGUGGAUUCCCAUGCGAUGUAAACAACCCCGGCCAUAACGAUGUCUCUCACUCUGAGUCUUCAUGUGCUCAAAACAGUGGUUCUUCAAUUGAAAAAGAGACCAACCCUGUCCCUUGUACCACUGACGUGACAAUUCCAGUUCCCCAACCCUGUGUAGAAGACAAGGAGGAAACUUCAGACUCUGUACCGUCGGGGAAAGAGGACCAAUCAUCGGACCUAUCACCUAAACACAGGCUAGAUACCACGAAUAAUACCGACCCAAGAACAUCAUCUAUCAUGGAAGUAAAGGAGUAUCAUGAUUCCCGGAUCUAUCCGGUCCUCGGAUCAGGGACAACCAGUGGUGAAGCAGAUGAAACUAAAGGGAAUGACUGUCCAGACAUGACCAACAUACUUCUAUUGAGAUCCGGUGAUGUAGAACAAAACCCUGGCCCAAAUGAUAAACCUGGGAACCUGACCGACCUCGAACUAUAUCUCCUUGCUGACAGUAUGGAUCCAUCAGAUUUCAGGAAGGUCGGACUAGCUUUGGAAUUCACUGAGGCUGAACUAAGUCGGUUUGAGAAAGAUCAGAUGGGCAACACUCUGUAUGCUAUCUAUAAGAUGCUUUACGAAUGGCGGAAGAGAGUACGUGAUAGCGAGGCGAGGGAGGCGUUGGUGGUCACGUUACAACGAAUUAAGCUGGUACAGCUUGCUGAUAGCGUACAGAAAGGUCAGGUUGGUGAUCACAUACCGUCCCUGACAGAGAAGGAAAUCCAACGGGUUGCUGAAGAGGUCAAACACUAUUUGGCAAUUCAUCUAUGCCAGAUUCAAGCCGAUCCACUGAACAGUGAACUUGUACUUGAAUUCAAACGUAUCUUCACCAAUCUAACGUUGAUGGAAGAAGACAAAGGUACAAAACUCAAGACACCGCUUCUCUACGAUGACCUCCUCAGGACCAAAGUCAACGGAACCUAUCCCAAACGGUUGUUGGUAGAAGGUGAAGGUGGUGUAGGGAAGACCACUUUUUGCGCCAAGAUCGCUUGGGAUUGGAUCCACGGAAAAGCCUACCAAGAUUUCAAACUGGUUCUUGUCAUCCUCCUUCGCAAGACAGAGGGCAAGACUGUUGGAGAGAUAGUGAAGUCGUAUCUUUCUGACAGCAAUCCCGUCACAGCCAAACAGCUAGACAAGCACAUCCUCUCAAAUCCGGAUGACGUCUUUCUUGUCUUGGACGGCCUAGAUGAGUUUGCUGUCGAUCUUGACAGCAAUCAGCAAAUCGCCCUGAUCACUCUCAAUCAUCUGUUCAAGUCAGGGACAGUACUAAUCACAUCGAGACAAUGGAGAUCAGAUGAGAUUAGGAAGAAUGCCGAUCUCAGAAAGGUGUUUGCUUUCAUUGCUGUAGAAGGUUUCUCUGCUGAAAACCUCUCUUCUUACAUCACCAAGUUCUUUCAUCCAGAUGCAGCUUCCUCUGAAGAUCUGAACCGAUUCAUAUCGAACAACGAUGUGAUCAGAGAGAACAUGGCUCCCUACCCCAUAUACACAGCCAUGCUGUGUAUCAUGUGGAAAGAGUUUGAUGGAGAGCGCCGAGAGGCAAUGUCCAAGCUGCAAACAUUUUCCCAGCUCUUCAAUCAGAUGAUUGACUUUUUAGUUGAUCAUCACCUAUCAAAGCACAUUCCAUCUUCAGGUAUUGUUGGAGGCAAAUUAAGUGAGCAUUGUUCAGAUAUUCGUCAUCACCUGAUUCACAUCGGCCGCAUUGCCUUCCAGGGGCUUCUCGAAAGACGGUUAGUAUUCGCAGAAGAAGAGUUUCAGAGCUAUCCAGAGUCCAUCGAUGUAGGUUGUAAAGUUGGUGUACUCACCAGAGAGAAGAAAAUUCUUCCGAGGCGAGACAGGAGAAACACUCCAAAUUCAGUAGUCCAAUCAGUGCAGUUUCCCCAUAAGCUCUUCCAGGAGUAUCUAUCAGGAAUGUAUCUUGCAUCCCUUUACCAGUCAAACCGUAAUGAGUAUUACAGGUUGAUAGCGAAUAUCAUAAAGGAAGCAGUGGAAUACCGGUACCUAUUGUACUUUACUUCGGCUCAGCAGAAGGAGGUCGGCUUGGAUAUCAUAUCUCCGAAGACCAAGCAGUGGCCAUAG
Molecule: messenger RNA, 2736 nt
Organism: Strongylocentrotus purpuratus (purple sea urchin)
Lineage: Eukaryota; Metazoa; Echinodermata; Echinoidea; Camarodonta; Strongylocentrotidae
Exons: 7
Coding region: 1-2736 (911 amino acids)
Biological process (GO): signal transduction
Molecular function (GO): protein binding
Source: RefSeq, a predicted model, not a curated record